This is a messenger RNA of Suillus discolor, 480 nucleotides long. RefSeq lists its product as uncharacterized. Lineage: Eukaryota; Fungi; Basidiomycota; Agaricomycetes; Boletales; Suillaceae. The record is from RefSeq and is a predicted model, not a curated record. The transcript is spliced from 5 exons. Bases 1 to 480 code for a protein of 159 amino acids.
AUGUCGUUCAACAGUCUUGCCUCCUCCUCUGUUUCACAGACGACACGCACACCGAGAGUUAUAGCACUGUUUGGUGUUAGGUACAUUGCUGCCGCUCCUACCAACAGCAAGUACCUACUGACUGUCAUUCAACAGUCUCUCCUCCUCCUCCGUUUCACAGACAACACGCACACCGAGAGUUAUAUAGCACUGUUUGGUGUUAGACGACACGCACACCGAGAGUUAUAUAGCACUGUUUGGUGUCAGUCUCUCCUCCUCCUCCGUUUUGCAGAUGACACGCCAGAUGACACGCACACUGAGAGUUAUAUAGCAUUGUUCGGUGUUAGUCUCGCCUCCUCCUCCGUUUCGCAGACAACACAUACACUGAGAGUUAUGACACUGUUCGGUGUUAGGACGCGCCUCAUUGACACACCUUCUACCUCGCUUUACCAACAUCCCCCAUUUGUUAAUUUUAUCCGGCAGGGCUUGCCUCGUCGCUAA